Solanum pennellii is the source of this 5271-nucleotide messenger RNA. RefSeq lists its product as uncharacterized. Bases 449 to 4225 code for a protein of 1258 amino acids. Gene Ontology annotation, molecular function: microtubule binding. The record is from RefSeq and is a predicted model, not a curated record. The transcript has 9 exons. Lineage: Eukaryota; Viridiplantae; Streptophyta; Magnoliopsida; Solanales; Solanaceae.
UUAUUUUAACUUCACAUAAAAUUUAAGAAAAUAGAAAAGAUUACCAAUACAAUAAAUGUCAACUAAUCUCAUAAUCUUAAAUAUAUUCUAUGAAAAGUCAAAAUUAGAAAAUCGCCACAAAUAAAAAAUAAAACUUAAAUUUAAACAAAUUGAAACGAAACGAACACGAUGAUUGGUCCAAAGUCCAAACGGCUAGUGAAAAUAUUAAAUUUCAUUUUUCUUUUUCAUUUUCCCCAAUUCUUUUGAAAAACCGCUUUGUUAGCAAAAUUCAAAAAAAUAUAUUCCCUCUUUGGCUGUAGCGCUCCCAUUUCUAUCAUCGCACUUUUUUUUUUCUCUCUCAGAAACCCCUUUAUACCUUUUCCAUUCAAAUUUGAAAUCAAAUUCAGAUUCAAAAUCAAAUUUUAGCUUGGAUUUGUACUGUUGGGGUUCAUUGAAAAGAGUGAAAAAAAUGGAUCUUGAAGUGAAUGAAUUUAGUCUUAUUGAUUUCUCAUCGGAAAAUGACAAUCUUAUCGGAAAUUCAUCUUCUCCUCUUCCUUCUUGGGGUCUUGAAGAAUACCCAUCUUCAGGAGCUAUUAAUAUUCAAGAGGGAAUGGACAUGGCUGGUAAAGGUAACAAUGACGAGCAGUUCCCUCAGCUGCAUGAGUCAAAGGAACCUGAGAAGGCCAGAAGAAAAGGAAAGGUCAAUUUGCGCAAAAGUUUAGCUUGGGAUAGUGCUUUCUUUACAGAUGCAGGUGUGCUUGAUGCCGAUGAGUUGUCCUGCAUGAUUAAGGGAGGUGAUAAACAAACUUUACCUAUGAUUGAGGAGGAUGUGCGACAAUCACUUGAUUCAAUUUCCACGUUGGAAAGUGAUAAUUUGACACUAGAACAUAUUGAAUCAGAGUUAUUUGGAGAUAUAAGAGCCUCAAUCCAGAAGGUGGCCUUUCCAACUAGUGGGGAUUUAUCUGCAACGACAGAUAAUGUAGCUAAUUCUUCGGCAAAGAAAGUGGAUCUUGCUUCAAAAGAUAGGAUGAAGCCAAAAAUUGCUCCAAAAAGAACCAGUGGAGCACAAGCUGGGAUACCCAAAAGUCAGCCAAAGCAAAUUACUGGAACACAAAGAUUGGGUAAAGGGUUGAACCAGGAUAAGGCACAAGUCACACAGUCUAUCAGUAGAACGACAAGUGUUGCAUCAUUAAAGCCUCCAAAAGUUAACACAAAGUUGCAACCUGUUUCUGCAUCCAAAAGGGCUUCUUUGGAUAUCACACGAGUCAAAACAAAUAAUGACAGCAUGAAAAUCAGUACAGGUACUUCUGUUAGAGGGGCUCAGACACCAAAAGCAUCUGCCUUAAAUAAAACUAAUAGGGUGUUGCCCAAACCUGCUACGUCGAUGAAGCCAUCUUCUGUGGGAUCUUCACCUGCAAUGAAAAUGCAUGCAACAAGAUCUUCAAGUGAUAGUUCUGGAAGUACUUCAUCUGACAAGACAGCUAAGUCUUCAAUUCCUGUAGCGAGGAGAAAGAUUGAUAGCAAACCUAUUGCCCAACCUUCUGCAAGUGCAAAACUCAAAACCCCUUCAAAAGCCGCGCUGAAGAGUAAACUACCAUCUGGGAAUUCUGCUGUCUCAGCUUAUCUGAUGUCUUCGAAGAUCAACGCAAAUAUAUCGCCUGCUAGUUCUAUUAGUGAGUGGUCUUCUGUAUCAUCAUCAUCUUCUGCGAUCCAAAGGUCAAGCAAGUUAAGGACUAGCUUUGACACCAGCUCCUGCAGAUCUUUUGAUAGUGACACCUCAGCUUUGGAUAUGAACAAUCAAUUAAUUGAUCAGAAGUCAGAUAAGCCCGAGAUUAGGGGAACAACUUUACCUAGAGAGAGUUCAAAGCAAGCAGGCUCAGUUUCUCGUCCAGCCUCUAUGAUGAAACCAACAGGAUUGCGCAUGCCAUCCCCGAAGAUGGGUUACUUUGAUGGGGUGAAGGCAGUCCGCACUCCUAAUGGCACUCAUUCCAAUCCGUCUACUGCACUGUACAAGACGGAAGCUACCAUCUGUAGCCCUAAAGUUAACUCAAACACUAAAGCUAAGAGUGUAAAAGUUCCACUUAGGGCAAACAGAAAGCCUGAAACUCUGAAACACCUCUCUCCUUUAUCUUCUUCAGACAAGUCAAAUAUUUCAGAUAAUCACUCUGGCACUCAAUCAAGUUCAGCUAGUCCAGUUCCCAAAACUGAAACUAUCGUCUGUAGCCCAAAAGGAAACUCAAACACGAUAGCCAGGAGUGUGAGAGUUCCUCUUAGGGCAAAUGAAAAGCCUGAAACUCUGAGACACCGCUCUCCUGCAUCUUCUUCAGACAAGUCAAAUGUUUCAGAUAAUCACAUUGGUGGUCCAAGUGAUAUUACUCUUAUUCCUGAGUUAUCUCUUGAAGUUCAACAUGAAAUAAGUGGAGCAAAUAUCGAUGUUCUGGCAGAAGAACCUGAUCCAUUUGAACACAUCCAAAGUGCUGGUUGGGUUGCAACUCAGGGUGAAAACCAAGGCAUAGCAAGUGCUUUGAACAGUGAGGAAGAUAUGGCUGAAGGACUUGAUACAGUUGAACAUGUUGCAGAUGCUAGUUUGGUUGCAACUAAGAGUGAAAACCAAGGUACAGCAAGUAUAUUGAACAAUGAGGAAGUUGUCGCUUUGGUUUCAAGUAUGAGUGAAAACCAAGGAAUAGCAAGUAAAUUGAACAAUGAGGAAGUUGUGGCCGAAGGACCUGAUACAGUUGAACAUGUUGCAGAUGCCAGUUUGCUUGCAGCUAUAUUGAACAAUGGGGAAGUUGUAGCCAAAGGAUCUGAUACAGUUGAGCAUGUUGCAGAUGAUAGUUUGGUUGCAGCUAUAUUGAACAAUGAGGAAGUUGUGGCUAAAGGAUCUGAUACAGUUGAGCAUGUUGCAGAUGUUAGUUUGGUUGCAGCUAUAUUGAACAAUGAGGAAGUUGUAGCCGAAGGAUCUGGUACAGUUGAGCAUGUUGCAGAUGCUAGUUUGGUGUCAACUAUAUUGAACAAUGAGGAAGUUGUGCCUGAAGGACCUGUUACAGUUGAACAUGUUGCAGAUGAUAAUUUGGUUGCAGCUAUAUUGAACAAUGAGGAAGUUGUAGCCGAAGGAUCUGAUACAGUUGAGCAUGCUGCAGAUGCUAGUUUGGUUGCGGCUAUAUUGAACAAUGAGGAAGUUGUGGCUGAAGGACCUGAUACAGUUGAACAUGUUGCAGAUGAUGGUUUGGUUGCAAUUAAGAGUGAAAAUCAAGUCAUUGUGACUAAUGAUACAGAUGUGAUCAUGAGUGAACACCAAAGAAUAGAGAAAGUUGUGGCUGAUGAGCCCGUCACAGUUGAACAUGUUGCAGGUGAUGGUUUGGUUGUAAUGAAGAGUGAAAACCAAGUCACUUUGAACAAUGAUACAGUUAUCAUUAAGAGUGAAAGCCAAAGAGUAGCAAGUACUUUGAACAAUAAGGACUUUGUGGCUGAAGGACCUGAUACAGUUGAAGAUGUUCCAGGUGAUGGUUUGGUUGCGAUUGAGAGCGAAAAUCACAGUGUUUUGAACAAUGAUAUCCAGGCUGGUUUGGCUGCAAUUAAGGGUCAAAAACAAGGUGUUAUGGAGAAUGAAAUGAACUUGGAUACUAUUGAGAAGAUUGACAUCAAGCCUGUUGAGGUUUCUAUUACUGAAAACAUUAGACGGUGUCAAACAGAGGAUGAAGAUGGAGUAGGUGUUCAGUGCAAUGGUAAUUAUAAUUUGGACGUGCCUAGCCAGAUGAAUGAGAUGAACCUGGAGGAUAAUGUAAAUGGUUAUAAUUUGGACAUGCCUAGCCAGACGGAUGAGAUGAACCUGGAGGAUGAUGUAAAUGGUGACCUCAAACAUACCAGGACUGAUCAUGUCGAGAGAGAAUAUGACUCAACUUUCAGAGGUGAUGAAGGUAGAGUAGAUGUCAAGGAUGAUUUGAAUACUCCUGAGAAAACAAAUGCAAAGAAAAAUGUGUGCGCAAAUCAAGCGGACCAAUCAAACAGUCAGGUAGAAGAAAUCAGCAUGACCCCAUUUAGCAAUAAGGUUGAAUCUCUAAUGAACAAAUUGGCCUAUUUGUCACUAAAUACCCCUCAGACAGCAGUUAGAAGGAUGCCCUUUGCUGUCAAGAAUUCUUCCGGUGAUUGUCUUGAUUUUUGUGAAGGAGCUGGACAUGUAGUUGGGAAGACUGAUUUAGAUUUGCCUUCUUUGCAAAUCGAUCAUAAAGAGAACAACAAUUUAUGAGGAUAGCCAAGCAUGCUUCAUUGCAAGAGAUUGUUAGGCUUCAAGAACAAGGCUAGCUUCCGGGGGUGGCAUAAGCAUCACGUUUGUAUAGCACACAUGACGAAGGCAUAAGUGAUGCAUGCUUUUUUUUUUCUUUUUUUGCGUUGAGCUAAGAUCAAGGUUUUUGAGAACAUAUGUCUGUGCAAGUACUGAUCUAUGUAUUACAUGAAUGUAAAAACCUUGGAUGUCUUCUUAUGUAAGAAGAAUUACAGUCAAAACCUCACUAGAUUCAAGAAAACUGCUAUCAGUAAGCACAUGUUUUCCUACACUCAUUGGAGAUGUCUCUGAUAACUGCAAUGUUUUGAUUUUCAUGUAUUGCUGCAUAAACAUCAUGUUGCAUGUGGAUAUCUUGCUAUGUUGCUCGAACUCUUAAAAAAUGUCAGUAUAUGCAGUAUGAUAUGGAAGUAUUUCCACUUAUUACGCCAGUCAUAUCAACUUUCAACGAUUCAUGUAUGUAAGUUACUCAGUAUGUUACAAAUAUUGAAUGUGAACAAAUAUUUUUUUCAACUCAUCAAACACAUCAAGCUUAUGUACUUAACACUGAGAGACCUUACCUUGUCAAUGACCUUCUGACUGUAACUCUUGUCACUCUUGUGUCCCAUCUCGCGAGGGGAUCUUUGAUACGAUAUUACUGGCGUUGAAUAGUUUCACAUUCGAGACCAAUCAUCAUAGACGAGCGAGAAAGAAGGCUCGAGAAACACAUACUUCAGAAUAAAACAUGAAAACACACCAAAGUGUGGUGAAAUUAUCAAUUACACAACUAAGCUAUGCAGUCUAACUUUUCUCUGUAUAAUUUACCUGACUUGUGUAUCAAAGCAAGCAAACAAGAAAAACACACAAACUAGAGACCAAUUUUCUGUUGGAUGGCACAUUAAGGUAACAUUCAAACUCAAAAUUAAUGAACCAAAAUUCCAGUACAAUGUCUAAUUAAAUAGAAGUUGACAAAAUAAUAACUCGAAUACAAGCUAAAAGUCCAUUGCAGGCUCGAGGGUAUUUUUGCAAAAAAA